AUUCAGUGUUUUUACACUGAAUUGUGUUGGUGUUGUAUUCAAUUGCAAUAUGUUGAGAGGUGUUAAUUGUGAUAUUUUGUAAAUAUUAUAAUGCAAGAGUGGAAGUGCAACGUGGACUUAAUCACUGCUAUAUCUAGAGGUGGAAUGGCAAAAUAAAUGGCAAAAGUUCACCAAGAAACUUGAACAUUAUAAGGUAUUAAAACUCACAAAGGUAGUCCAUACCCUGUUUGGUUUUGCUGUGAAGUGAGUAAUUUUUCCAGUGUAGUGUGAGAAAGCAGAUGGGUUAAUUUGCUUGCACUGCAAUGGCUGUGCCAGACAUGCACACAUACGUACGUGUACGCACAUUAAUACAGCAUAAAGAAUUCACAUUUGCAAUAGUUUUUUGAUUUUUGCUCAGGCCCUCAUGUGGCCAGCUAUAUUUUGCAGUCACAUUAACAGAAAAAAAAGCACCUUUGAUCCUUUUGAGGAAGUUUUGCCAGUUAGCUGCAAGCUUCAUGGCUGCUGAGUUAACUCAGACUUUGUUCUCUAUAAAGUUAGUAUGUUUUUACAGCUUAAACUUUCACAGGUGUCAACAGCUGCCAACUGUGUUAAACGUUUUGCUGUUCAUGGCUUUUCUUCACGUUCCUCUGAGAUCGUCUUUAACAGGAAGAAAAGCCCACACAGACUCAGGACAUGCCAGGACUAUGCGACGCAGCAAAGCCAAAGCAGCGGUAGCAGCACCCAAUACGGAGGCCGAGACAGGAUUUGUUCCAAGUGUUCAAGACUUUGAUAAGAAGCUAGCUGAAGCUGACGCCUACCUGCAGAUUCUGAUUGAUCAGUUAAAGCUGUUUGAUGAGAAGAUCAAGGACUCCAAAGAGGAUGAAUCACGCAGAAAAAUUGAAAAUUUGAAAGAGACUACUUGUAGCAUGGUAGAGUCCAUCAAGCACUGUAUUGUACUGCUGCAGAUCGCCAAGGACCAAAGUAACGAACAGCAACACGCAAACGGACUUAUAAGCACCAUCAACCCAGUGGAUGGGAUCUACCAGCCUCCUCUGGCCACGCCUGUAGACAACUCCACGAUGCCAACACAGACCACCCUGCCUACAGACGCUUCUCAGGUGUGCAAAUCAGACCAGCGACCCUCCACGUUACCUGUAGGUCCUGUGGUCACAGUGAUGGGCAGUCUGCAGACUCCGACCCCCAACAGCACAGGGAGUGGCCCGUCAGGCCCCAGCAGCGGCGUCGCCUCCCCGGCUCACAUCCCCAUCCCCUCGCACUCUGUACCGGACUUCUCCUAUUCCUCCAGCGAGGAUGAGUUCUACGAUGCUGACGAGUUUUACCAGAGCAGCACUUCCCCCAAGCACUGCAUAGAUCCCUCAGGGCCUCCGGCUGCCUCGCCCCUCACUAAUGAAGAAACAGCAUUGAAACGACCAGACACCACCGAGUCCCUCAACUCAUCUAUGUCCAACGGCACCACAGAUGCAGACCAGUUCGACAGCCACGAUGACCGUGAUGAUGAUGCUGAGGGCGAGUCUGUGGAGGAGCACAAGAGCGUCAUCAUGCAUCUUCUCUCUCAAGUUCGUUUGGGCAUGGACCUCACGAAGGUGGUUCUGCCUACCUUCAUCCUAGAAAGGAGGUCUUUGUUAGAAAUGUACGCAGACUUCUUUGCACAUCCCGACUUAUUUGUAAGCAUCGCUGAGCAGCCAGAGCCCCGGGAGCGCAUGGUACAUGUGGUAAAGUGGUACCUGUCAGCUUUCCAUGCAGGGAGGAAAGGUUCAGUGGCCAAGAAACCAUAUAACCCAAUCCUGGGAGAGGUCUUCUACUGCCACUGGGACCUGCCCAGCGAAACAGAGGAACCUCCCCCACACACGGAGACGGUGACAGAUGGUCCGGUUCCAUGGUCUUCACCCAACAGUGUGCGUUUUGUGGCAGAGCAGGUCUCUCACCACCCACCCAUUUCUGCAUUCUACGCAGAGUGUUUAAGUAAGAAGAUUCAGUUCAACGCUCACAUCUGGACCAAGUCAAAGUUCUUAGGCAUGUCCAUAGGUGUCCACAAUAUUGGGCAAGGUUGUGUGUCGUGUUUGGAGCAUGAUGAACACUACAUCCUCACCUUCCCUAAUGGAUACGGCAGGUCAAUUCUCACUGUGCCAUGGGUGGAGCUGGGUGGAGAGUGCAACAUCUCCUGCUCCAAGUCAGGCUACAGUGCUAACAUCGUGUUCCACACCAAACCUUUCUAUGGAGGAAAGAAGCACAGGAUCACAGCUGAGAUUUUCUCACCAAGUGACAAGAAGUCUUUCUGCUCCAUUGAGGGAGAGUGGAAUGGAGUGAUGUAUGCCAAGUGGGCAACUGGAGAGAACACAGUGUUCAUAGACACUAAGAAGAUGGGCAUUAUUAAGAAGAAGGUGAGAAAGCUGGAAGACCAGCUCAGCUACGAGUCCAGAAGAUUAUGGAAAGAUGUGACGCUGAACCUGAAGCUAAAAGACAUCGAUGCUGCGACAGAAGCCAAACACCGGCUGGAGGAGAAACAGAGAGCUGAAGCCAGAGAGAGGAAGGAGAACGAGCAGCAGUGGGAGACAAGGCUUUUUCAUGAAGACGGGGAGUGCUGGGUCUAUGAUGAGCCCCUAUUAAAGCGAUUAGCCUCUCAGAGGCACUGAGAAGACUCUGACCCUCUGAUACAUGCAUAUGCAUCAAGAAAUGCACACACAACAGAGUCUUCAUAAGAACUCUUUUGCAAAACCACUUCUUUUCCAGGCCUUGGAAUGACUGAUGAUUGAAUAUGUACACAGCUUUGCAUUUGACUGUAACCUAACAAUAUGGGAAUGAAUGAAAUCAAAUGGGAAAGCAUCUAAGAUGUAACAUGAAAAUUAGUAAAGCUCCUCUCCUUAUUUGGGCAAUCUCACUUCCACCACCACGGAUACCCACCACCAUGAGACUUGGCAGCAUGGAGUGGAGACGGGAGGGUUCGACACAUCUCAUCUCUCGACUCUGUCCACCAUCUUCACGACCACACCCUUCAACAGCUCCGCAGGACGAGCCAGAGCAGCACUCGUUUUCCCGACACUAAUGUUUUUUCUGGAGAGGGGUGCCCGGGGGGUGUGAGGUCGAUUGGUGUUCAACUCAAAAAUAAAUCUUGACAAAUAAAACGACGCUCUACAUCUCAGGGAAUCUGGUGACUGAGGAAAGAAAGAUGCCGCCCCCUCUGAGAGUAUGACAGCCUUAUAACGGUGGAAUGGAUGAGUCUUAAGGUGCGGAGGAGAAAUUCUCUGCUUGCCUGCAACUAGUUGCAAAUGUUGUUUAUAUAUAGAUAUACAUAUGAUGGAUAUAUAAAAAUAUAUAUUCUUUUUUAUUUUCAGUGCUCUUUUUGUUUAUUUUUCUUUCUGGCAAUAGUGUAAGAUAUGAGGAUAUGAACUUCAUGACUUCACAUCGUUAGGAAUCAUUCCAUUUAUCCUUUUGAUGUUUUGUUCCCAUUUCAAGUUAACUUUGCCGCCUUUUGGUCCUUCGCUGUUCUGUGUCUCAGUUGUCAUCCAGAAGCAAAGCCCUGCAUAAGCCAUAGCAUCUGAACACACUGAUUUGGAGAACUGUAAUACAUGUGUGGAAUAUAUGCAAUAUUGAGAUCACUAAUAUCGCCUGUCAAAGGCCAUGUUUGGGUGUGCAUUUUGCCAAAAAGGUUUAGAGAAAAGGCUAAAGGGACUUUCAUCUGGUCAGAGAACAAACAGUCCUUUCCAUGUUACCUGAAGGCAUUUAUGAACAAAUGAUUGUUUACAUAAAUUAGUCUUUCCAUGAUGAGAACGCACGGCUAGGACUGAGUCUGUCACCCGUCCUCGUUUUCUCUCCAAACCCGCAGAUGUCGAGGAGGAUCACCUUCGCCCUCGUAUUGUCACAGGGUGAGGAGAGUGAAAACCAGGAACCAGAAUAGAGGAGUAGACUUGUGAAACGCUGCUGCUGUUUCAUAUUGCUGCUAGAGUCCAGACUGUGUUCUACCACUUCAAUUUCUUUUUUGUCCAGUGUUUUUCAUGACAGCAACCACAUAGAGGGCAAUAUUUAUCUGACUCUGCUUUUUUUUUUGAUUCAUCAUUCACUCUCUUAUUUACAGCUACAUAGGUUGGAUAUAAAUGCGAUGAUAUUUGGAUGAAAUGCAGAAAUAAACAAUUUUCACCUGAAACUGCUCCAGAAUAUCUCUCAAUGUUGUAACGUACUCACAACAGAGUUCCUUGUUAUCCUUGUGGUUGCCAUUCAAGUUUUGAUUACUGUCUGCUCUAGCUUUUUGGCCUAUACAAGAGGGUAUGUGGUUGAGAUAAAUGAAGAUUAAAAUAAAUUAAUCAGGUGAAGGGAUCUGUGAAGACAAAUGUGUUUAUGCUGUAUGCUCAUCAGGUGAAAACUUUGAUGUGGGUGCAACUGUCAAAGCAUACAAAAAUGUCUUUAGGAACAAGCCAAAUGAAAUUCAGACUCUCCAAGUUAAAACUGAAGCUCUUACUUUGUUUUUUUCCCUCCACGCUAUGUCUUUGCAAAUUAUUGAAUCGAGGCCUUGCAAUACAUUUCAGUUUCACUCAGUAUCGCCUGUAAAAUGUUUUUAUUCUAUUCUAUUUUAUUUUAUUUUAUUUUGAUCAUAACCAUUGAUUGUAUCUGGUUUUCCUGUUUAUUGAUGCAUAAUAUUAAAUCACCAUGCAUUUA
Molecule: messenger RNA, 4650 nt
Organism: Scatophagus argus
Lineage: Eukaryota; Metazoa; Chordata; Actinopteri; Scatophagidae
Gene: osbpl9
Product: oxysterol binding protein-like 9
Exons: 21
Coding region: 495-2633 (712 amino acids)
Cellular component (GO): membrane; intracellular membrane-bounded organelle; cytosol
Molecular function (GO): sterol binding
Source: RefSeq, a predicted model, not a curated record